Actinia tenebrosa (Australian red waratah sea anemone) is the source of this 1207-nucleotide messenger RNA. RefSeq lists its product as uncharacterized. Gene Ontology annotation, cellular component: extracellular matrix. Gene Ontology annotation, molecular function: metalloendopeptidase inhibitor activity; protease binding. Gene Ontology annotation, biological process: negative regulation of membrane protein ectodomain proteolysis; negative regulation of endopeptidase activity. NCBI's taxonomy places the organism in Eukaryota, Metazoa, Cnidaria, Anthozoa, Actiniaria, Actiniidae. The record is from RefSeq and is a predicted model, not a curated record.
GAAAGCUAUGAAACACCCAAGCAAUAAUCGUCAUCGACGAUUCUAAAUAAUCCUCUAAAUAUGAUGAUGUUUUAUGAAAGAUUGCUUAUCUAUUUCUCGUUCUUAGUCCUUUUAACACUUAUCCCGUCAAGUCGUGGUUGCACAUGUGACGUUAGUGGUCGAAAAACACCUGAAUUCUUAUGUGAUUUCGAUUAUGUGUUGCAUGGAGAGGUUAUAAAGGAGACAAUCAUAGGGAGUAAUGCCAGUGUAGAGAAUCAUAAGAGGGUCUACACUGUUCAAGUCAAGGAGAUAUUCAAAGGUUCGGAGAGAAUCAAGAACAUAUCAAAGGAUCAAAAUACUUCAUAUGUGGAUCUGUACACAAGUUAUUAUGGCCCUGCUUGUGGGAUUACCUUGAUCCUGCGAAAGAAAUAUGUCAUUGCAGGAGCAAUUUCCCAAAACAACUUGACCGCUCAUUCAUGUGGCUGGAACAGAGAAUGGGGGAGUAUUGAAAGCUCAUUUAAAGAAUACUUUCCAAAGCUGAAGGAUUGUAGUGACUCAAAUCAGAUUUAUGCUGUAAGAGUCAUAUUCCUACUGCCUCUAUUACUCACAUUUUUGUUUAUUCAUUAAAUGGUUGGCUGCAUGUUGUUGUAAGCAAUAUAAAACAAGUCAUAACACGCCAAAAUGAAAAUACAGCCAAUCAGAAUGCUGCAGGAAAGCUGUAUUCCAGCGUUCCUUCCCACAAGGCAUUGUGGCUUAGGCUUUUCAAUGCUGAAAAAAUAGAAUAGUUAUAUGAUGCUUAAUUUCUCAUCAUUUGAUUACCAUUGGAAAUCUAAUCAUGGAAUACCAUUUUUGUCAAUUAUAUUUUUUUCCCCGCUUUUCUUAAAUUCCUUACGCUGUGAUAAACCUAUUUUUGGCUAAAGGCUCGCAUUUUUUAGAAAAUACAAAUAAUGGGCAUGAGAUAUUCUGGCAUAUGCCAAUUAAAUCUCCUUGUUAUAGCUAGUAGUAUAUAUUUCAAAAAGCAUUGUCAGUGGGAGAUUCAAAAUCCAACACAAAAAUAAAUUGUGGGUUUUAAGCUGUGAAUUUUUUAGUGGUUUUAAUAUUAGUAGUUCACAACAGGCUAAUAUCUUAAAUAUGCCAACUUUGAGCAAUGACCUCAGUGCACUGGUGAAUUGUCUGGCUAAGUGUAUUUUUAAUUUUUAAUGAGAAAACACUCAGUCCCCCAGAGUUA